GCAAGCUAGGCUACAGUUUCUGCAGACCGGGUCAGUCCUGCAGACCGGGUCAGUCCUACCAGGUAAUUAACUUAACAACAGUCCCUCUAGACCUUUGGGAAUUAAGAUAUAGCAGCAGAUCACAAACUAGUGUGGGUAGUAUAAUUCGUGAAAUAAAACUCAUACAACCCCACUUCAAAUAUGAUGAAUAAUCCUUUUAAGAAGCAGAACCCAGGCUUGUCUCCUUGCCAUAUAACUGAAAAACAACUGUCCGUCACUUUUUAAGUUUUUAAACACGUAGUUGGCAGCAGAGUUCGGUGAUUUCCCAAUCGCCCGUAGCAGUAAGAAGCCUUUUUUUUUACCUCCAGGGGGGCAUUCAAUGAGUGUGUGACAUUACGUGAAAACUAUGAAUAGGCCAUUACAAGUUGUGGGAGUCCAGCGCUUCAACACAGUUUGCUCCAAGAGAGGCAUGUUUAGCCAUACUAUUGUGCACAGAUUGCCUAACUAGCCUGAGUAAGGGCACUUAUCUCUAACCAUAGAUGUGGAAACUCAUCUUCUGCUUAAUACCACUUCCUGUUUGUGAGACAUCUCUUUCUUACAUGGUGUCAUAUCUGAAUCAUUUUUGACUUCCUUAGGAGAUGAGAGAGAAAUUGAGGAACCUGGUGGACGUAAUAUCUUAAAGUGAUCACUGUAGACGGGGAAGAAGCAGAGAAACAUCAGACACUUGAGCAGGGACUUCAUUCAGGCAAUGAACAGCUGAGACAUGAAGAGAGCUUUGUCUCCCUGCAGAUUACACUGAAGAAUGGAACCAGGCUUGGAUUGGAUCCUCACAAGAUUGUCCCAGCAUGACAGAGUUAUGUAUUUAAUAUUGUAUGUUGUGACAUGCAUAGUCAUCAGUAUCGGCCUUCCUCUGAUGAUCGUGACCAUCUAUGCUCUUCUCUACCUGGUACGCAAGGGUCAAGUUGCUCCGAUAUACGUCAUCAACCUUCUCAUUUCAGACAUCAUUCAGCUUUGCUGCAUGAUCGUACUGGUGUCAAAUCAUGGGACUCCCAUGGCUGAGGCUGUCUACAGCUGUGGUCUAAUGACGAGUGUUUGCUUCAUGGUGUGCAUCUCACUGGAAAGGUACCUGGUCAUCGUCCACCCACUGUGGUACCGGUUCAAACGAACCAUCAAGAUCUCUGUGGCGGUCUGUGCCGUGGUCUGGGCCUUCCCUGCUGUUUGUUUCCUUAUUGUCUUUCCUAGGGUUCCUGAUAAGGUUCCAUUAAUAGUACUCUCCAUUUUCCACAUCAUCCCCUUCCCACUGUUCAUCUUCUUCCUGGUCAGGUCCCUCAGAACCCUCUCUUCUUCCGUCUCGGUCCACUCUGAUGAAAAACGACAAAUAGUUGGAACUUUGGUGGUGGUGCUACUGAUUUACACGCUGCUGUUCCUGCCCACCAUCAUUAUGUUCCUGUUACUGAUGGCUGACUUUUACUCUGUUAUGUUUCACUUCAUGUCCGAUAUGUUACUUAGUCUGAGUCCUCUGGCAGACUUGCUUCUGUAUAUUUUCAUCAGAAAGCAGACCAUGGGAAACUGUCUGGCCUCUGUGUGUUGUUGCAAAAAGGAGAGCAAUGAUCCCACCACAUCAGCAGUGACUGUUGAUGAUAUUUAGACAGAAAGCUUUAAGGAGGCAGAGAGAGAGAAGAGAAAACAG
Notolabrus celidotus (New Zealand spotty) is the source of this 1669-nucleotide messenger RNA. RefSeq names its product proteinase-activated receptor 1-like. Gene Ontology annotation, cellular component: membrane. Gene Ontology annotation, biological process: positive regulation of Rho protein signal transduction; phospholipase C-activating G protein-coupled receptor signaling pathway. The record is from RefSeq and is a predicted model, not a curated record. The coding region runs from base 782 to 1627 and encodes 281 amino acids. The transcript has 5 exons. Gene Ontology annotation, molecular function: G protein-coupled receptor activity. Lineage: Eukaryota; Metazoa; Chordata; Actinopteri; Labriformes; Labridae.